Messenger RNA from Oryza sativa Japonica Group (Japanese rice), 2041 nucleotides. The record is from RefSeq and is a predicted model, not a curated record. Lineage: Eukaryota; Viridiplantae; Streptophyta; Magnoliopsida; Poales; Poaceae.
GACAUCAAACUCCUCCGUUUAUCCCCGCAAAAAAAAAAAAAAACCUCCGCUAUUUAUACUCUUCGUUCUCAACAUCUCUACUAUAUCAAAUUCUACGCACAAACUGUAGUGCACCAGAAUUUUGCUACCAAUGGAGCUCCCAAGAAUGGCCAGUCGUCGUCUUCCUCUGCCACUAGUAGCUCAACUCGUUGUCUUGCUCGGCUUGGCUUGCGGGCUCCGGUCGUCGUCGGCGGCGGCGGCGGCGGCGAGUGGCCUUGCCGGUGAACGGGUUACAUAUCUGCCCGGGCAGCCGCCGGUGGACUUCGACAUGUACUCCGGCUACGUCACGGUGGACAAGCGGGCGGGGCGGUCGCUGUUCUACUGGCUGCAGGAGGCGCCGGCGGCGGCGCAGCCGGCGCCGCUCGUGCUGUGGCUGAACGGCGGGCCCGGCUGCUCCUCCGUCGCGUACGGCGCGUCGGAGGAGCUCGGCGCCUUCCGCAUCCGCCCCGACGGCGCCACCCUCUUCCUCAACGACUACCGGUGGAACAAAGUGGCGAACAUCUUGUUCUUGGACUCGCCGGCCGGCGUCGGAUUCUCAUACACCAACACCACCUCCGACCUCUACGAUUCCGGAGACAAGAGAACUGCUCAUGAUUCCUAUAAGUUUCUGGUGAAAUGGUUCGAGAAGUUCCCGCAGUAUAAAUACCGAGAUUUCUACAUCGCCGGGGAGAGCUACGCAGGGCACUAUGUUCCUCAGUUGUCCCAGCUUGUGUACCGUAACAACAAAGGCGUCAAGGAGCCCCUGAUCAACUUCAAAGGCUUCAUGGUGGGGAACGCCGUGACGGACGACUACCACGACUACAUCGGCACGUUCGAGUACUGGUGGAACCACGGGAUCAUCUCCGACGGCACGUACCGGCUGCUGAACGCGUCGUGCGUGCACGACUCCGGCGAGCACCCGGCACCGGCGUGCCUCGCCGCGCUCAACGCCUCCACGGUGGAGCAGGGCGACAUCGACAUGUACAGCCUCUACACGCCCACCUGCAACGAGACCUCCACCUCGUCGGCGGCGGCGAGGCAGCGGCGGCUCAAGCAAGGCCACUAUCCGUGGAUGACAGGGUCGUAUGAUCCGUGCACGGAGAGAUACUCAACGGAGUACUACAACCGGCCGGAAGUGCAGAGGGCGCUCCACGCCAACGUCACUGGCAUAAACUACACAUGGGCGACGUGCAGUGACAUCCUCAACGACAACUGGAGAGAUUCGCCAAGGUCCGUGCUUCCUAUCUACCAUGAGCUUAUUGCAGCUGGCCUAAGAAUAUGGGUCUUCAGGGUAUAAAAUGAUGUAAACGGGUUGUACAAAUUGCCACAACACAUUUGUGGUUAUACAGAGAGAGAAGAAAAACGGACUACAAAUUUGUAGCUAGCUGCAGCAUAGGGUUCAAUAAACUAUAUGAGAGAUAGGGGUGAAUUAGAUAUUAAUGACGUAGUAUAUAUCUACAUCUAACUAUUGUAUGAGUAGUGAGCUAUUAGAUUGGCUAUAGAUGAUAUUUUAAUUUUUGUAGCUAGUAGCUGACUAUAUUAUUAAACUUGCUCCUAUCAUAUAUAGUAACUAGCGUGAUGAUCCAUGCCGAUUGCACAACUAUAGUAUUUUUAUAAUCUUUUGUCACAUAAUAGCAUACAUAAUUUCGCAUUUUACUAGAAAAAACAUUGAAAUGUGAACAUAAUUUUAAAUUUUGUUCUUUAUGGCAUAUUUAUUUCACUUCUUCCCUACAUUUUUAUCCUAUUAAUUAAUAGGAUCUUCCUAUUAUGUUUAAUUAUGUUAUUAAUUUCACCUACUAAUAAUGGCAUAUUGUACAUAUAUAUCUGUCAUAGUCCAUAACCUGCUUCAAAUAUAAAAUAUCCAUUGUCAUUGACAGUUCCUUAUUUUUUUAGUUUUAUAUUAUUAUAUUUUGUUAUUGUUGCUCAUGGCUUAGACUCUAGGAACUCCGUUGUCACGUUAGGACAUGACUAAUUAAGGAUUUAAUCUCAUCUGUUAGUUGUAUUUUUAAUGUAGUUUGAACAA